CUUGUUCCUACCACCGAUGCCCUCACAUUAGGGUUUAUGAUCUUUGAGUAUAUUCAGUAGGGGUAUCCCCGCUCGAGUUGCCCGGGGGUUGUGGUCGCAUACACUAUCGGUGCCGGUUUCUGGACUAUAUGGGACUCGGGCACCCACUGUACGAGAGGAGGCGGCUGGAAUGCAUUCUGGGAUUGCAACUCCUUUUCUUUUUUGUCUUUUCGAUAUUUCACCAUGAGGACUAUAACAAUGGCAAUGACGAUCAGGAUAACAAUUGGAGCGAUGAUUAUCUUGAGGAGUGCUUUAACAAGACCCAUGACGACGGCGGAGGGAAGGAUCACGGAGUCAACAAGCGAGGAGGGUGCUGAAUGGUAGGUUAGCGAGAAAGUACGGUUCCAUCCAUGGGAAGA
Messenger RNA from Aspergillus ochraceoroseus IBT 24754, 398 nucleotides. RefSeq lists its product as uncharacterized. The record is from RefSeq and is a predicted model, not a curated record. The transcript has 2 exons. The coding region runs from base 129 to 356 and encodes 75 amino acids. Lineage: Eukaryota; Fungi; Ascomycota; Eurotiomycetes; Eurotiales; Aspergillaceae.